This is a messenger RNA of Pelobates fuscus (common spadefoot toad), 1438 nucleotides long. It is a transcript of the gene CCNDBP1, whose product is annotated as cyclin D1 binding protein 1. Gene Ontology annotation, biological process: regulation of cell cycle. Gene Ontology annotation, cellular component: nucleus. The transcript is spliced from 11 exons. Bases 20 to 1021 code for a protein of 333 amino acids. The record is from RefSeq and is a predicted model, not a curated record. NCBI's taxonomy places the organism in Eukaryota, Metazoa, Chordata, Amphibia, Anura, Pelobatidae.
ACCUGGAAAAAAAAAAAAAAUGGAGCCGCUGAAGAGCCUUUUGGAGAACCUGCGUGCAGUGUUGGACAAACUGAGAGAUGGAGAAUCCAAAGAGAAUCCCAACUUUAUUUCUCAAGAUUUCUGGGAAACACUAGGUAAGGCAUUUAAAGCCACUUCCCAGGAAGCUACAAAGAUGAGCUUAGCUUUCUCCAAGCCCCCCUUGCCAUCACCAGAGGGCUGCCAGCAGUUAAGUGACGGGCUACUCAAUGCUGUUCUAGCCGCUGCUACACUCUAUUAUUCCCUUCCUAAGGUUCAAGGUACCACUCUGCGUAAGGCUGUGCGAGAAGGUGUGGCUGGUGUGAUAAAUGGUACCAUUCAACUGGUAGAGGUGAUCCUGAGCGCUCGCAUUCAGAGUUUGACACAGGCACAGCUGGUAUCUACAGGCAGUGUGUGGGAGGCGUGUGACCAGUGGGAACAGCUUCCUAAAGAAAACUUGGCUGCUGUGGUGGUCCUGAUGUCGGGAUACCUAGAUGUUGUGAAGGAUGCUAUAGAGGAGGUAGAGCAGGCUUCUGCCAGUGAAGAUGAUCCUUAUAAUGAUAUCUUGGAUGACGACGACGAUGACGCAGAAGGUCGUGGCAAUCAAGACACGUACUGGUCUGAAGCAGACCGCAGGCUCAUGGCACCUUGUUUAGGCCUUAUGAAGGCCUCCAAAGCUUGUCUGAAGAAGUUGCUUGGUGCCUUGAAGGCUCAUGGGAAAGUGGACACAAGUGAACAUAUAGCUCAGUUGGAUGACUUAGCAGAUAUAACACAGGAGAUCAGCCCAAGUGUUGAUGAGCUGGCUCUGAGUCUAUACCCGCCAAUGAAUCAUGCAGCUGUACGACUUAAUGCUGCAAAGCUAUCCUCCGUUCUGAAAAAAGUGCUGGAGAUCACAAGAGCAAGCCACGUUUGUCCUGGAGAAAACUCUUCUUGGGUGCAAUUUCUUAGUGGAGCUGUGGACCACAACAUGGAGAAAACCAAGAACUUGACCCAGAACACCCUCUGAAUGUAUUUUUCAGUAUGAAAACUGUGCUAGUUUUUUUUUUUUUUUUUUUGGCCUAUGCACCUUCACAGUCGCACGUGACUCAUAGCAAAAUGUUACAGUUGUCAUCAUUAUGUAACCAAGAUUUUCAGCAGAUACAUGGAACUGCGGGACAUUUUACGGAUAUAUCUAGAGACCAUAAGAAACAUUUAACAAAUAUCUCAAAGUUAUUUUCCGUUCAUUCUUAGAGGAUAUUGUAUAGAUUCAUCUCUAUAGGUGGCUUCCUAGAUUUUCAUGGAUCACGGGCCAAGCAGCAAUAUGGGUUCUUGGAGCAGUCUGUAAAAAGCAAAUAUACUUUGCUAAGAAUUAAAUAACUUGCAUGCUAUAUUCAGACACGGACUUUAAUAAAGAAGAAUGAAAAUAUAUAUAUUUUUAAACAUA